UGAGACAUAACAUCUGUGCUGGGGGGGGAGGUUGCUCCUCCCUCCUGCAGAUAUGAGCAGAUAUAAAGCCCUCUGCUUUCCUUUCUUAACACCACAGUUUCUUCCUGGAGACUCUCAACACUUGCUUACUUGACAUUCACCCACUACACUCACACAAUGAUUUUCUUUUUCUUCUAGGAAUUACCUUUUGAUGAAAUUGUUAAAAGUCGAAUUCCAUGCUUCCUACUUACAUUUUUUUUGUUGUAGUUUUUAAAUGCCUCCACUUCAGCUGUAUUCACCUGGAAGGGUUAUGUAACUGUGUUCAGCUACUUAUUGCUGUAUUUCGGGUGAAAGCAUGGCUUGGUUCAUUGUAAAUAUCAGUAACAUCACUUUGGAGAAUGCACUAUCUGGGGAUGAGCCGCGAGAUGAGCGCUUGGCUCAAGUGGAAAUAGCUCUCCUGUCAAUCAUCUUCAUCACUGCAGGGAUGUUGUUGGUGCUGUGGAAGCGGAGGAAGCAGCUCUCCAGGAUGCGCGUCUUCGUCUUCCACCUGUGCGUCGCCGAUCUGGUGGUCACAUUCUUCCAAGUUUGUCCCCAACUCAUGUGGGACAUCACUGACCGAUUCGUCGGGCCAGAUAUAUUGUGUCGCGUAGUGAAGUACCUGCAGGUGGUCGGGAUGUUUGCCUCCACUUAUAUGAUUGUAGUGAUGACGAUGGACCGAUAUCAAGCCAUCUGCAACCCCAUGGUGACUUUCCAAAGGCGCAGGGCGCGCUGGAACGGCGCCGUGUGCGCCGCCUGGUGCGUCUCUUUCAUCGGCAGCCUCCCACAGAUCUUCAUUUUCUCUCGGGUCGAGGUCGCUCCCGGUGUGUACGACUGCUGGGCUCUGUUCAUCAAGCCGUGGGGACCGAGAGCCUACGUGACCUGGACGACUCUGGUGAUAUUCGUCCUGCCCAUUCUCGUGGUGAUCGUGUGCCAGGUGCGCAUCUGCCGCACCGUGCACAUUAACUUUCACAUGAAGACGCACCACGUCGCACAGUCGGUCAGUAAGACGCUGUCCUCCAGGGCCAGCAGCGUGGCAGGGGUGUCGAAGGCGAGGGUGAAGACUGUGAAGAUGUCCUUGGUCAUCGUGCUCGUCUACAUCAUCUGCUGGACGCCUUUCUUCAUUGUGCAACUGUGGUCUGUCUGGGACAUUGAGGCCCCCACUCAGAUUCUCAUCAUUCCCAGCAUCCAUGGUUCCUCCAUCAUCAAGCCCCGCUUCACGUCAAAUCCAUCCAGAUCUUCUGGCUUCCUUUAG
Perca flavescens (yellow perch) is the source of this 1270-nucleotide messenger RNA. RefSeq names its product arginine vasopressin receptor 2b, tandem duplicate, 1 (gene avpr2b.1). NCBI's taxonomy places the organism in Eukaryota, Metazoa, Chordata, Actinopteri, Perciformes, Percidae. Gene Ontology annotation, molecular function: peptide binding; vasopressin receptor activity. The record is from RefSeq and is a predicted model, not a curated record. Gene Ontology annotation, cellular component: plasma membrane. Gene Ontology annotation, biological process: positive regulation of vasoconstriction; cellular response to hormone stimulus; regulation of systemic arterial blood pressure by vasopressin.